Messenger RNA from Suncus etruscus (white-toothed pygmy shrew), 2055 nucleotides. It is a transcript of the gene STRADB, whose product is annotated as STE20 related adaptor beta. Bases 112 to 1368 code for a protein of 418 amino acids. Gene Ontology annotation, molecular function: protein serine/threonine kinase activator activity; protein kinase activity; ATP binding. The transcript is spliced from 11 exons. The record is from RefSeq and is a predicted model, not a curated record. Gene Ontology annotation, biological process: protein phosphorylation. NCBI's taxonomy places the organism in Eukaryota, Metazoa, Chordata, Mammalia, Eulipotyphla, Soricidae.
AGGAUAUUUCUGCAUCUUAAACAUAAAGCCAAAAUCUUCUGUGAAGUAAAGCUAAAAUAUCUCCUGAAAUAAAUGGUUUUUUGGCCACUUUCCAUGAACUAAAGCGAUUCAAUGUCUCUUUUGAAUUGUUUCUGCACUUCAAGAACACAAGUUGAAUCACUCAGACCUGAAAAACAGUCUGAAUCCAGUAUUCACCAAUACUUGGUUGACCAGCCAACCUUUUCCUGGCUGCCUCCAUCUACUAAUGCCAAUAAUGUGAUCAUUUCCACGGAUGUUUCUCACUAUGAACUGCAAGUGGAAAUAGGAAGAGGGUUUGAUGAUUUGACUUCUGUCUAUCUUGCACGGCAUACCCCUACAGGGACACUGGUGACCAUCAAAAUCACAGAUCUGGAGAAGUGCACUGAGGAGCGCCUGAACGCUUUACAGAAAGCCGUGAUUCUAUCCCACUUUUUCCGACACCCCCAUAUCACAACUUACUGGACUGUUUUCACUGUUGGCAGCUGCCUUUGGGUUAUUUCUCCAUUUAUGGCCUAUGGUUCAGCCAGUGAGCUCUUGAAGAGGCACUUCCCUGAUGGAAUGAGUGAGACUUUGAUCCGAAGCAUCCUCUUUGGAGCCAUUAGGGGGCUGGACUACCUGCACCGGAAUGGCUGCAUCCACAGGAGUAUUAAAGCUAGCCAUAUCCUCAUUUCUGGUGAUGGCUUGGUGACCCUGUCUGGCCUGUCCCAUCUUCAUAGUUUGGUUAAGGAUGGACAGAGGCAUAGAGCUGUGUACGAUUUCCCACAGUUCAGCACUUCUGUGCAGCCGUGGCUGAGUCCAGAACUACUGAAACAGGAUUUGCAUGGAUAUGAUGUAAAGUCAGACAUUUACAGUGUUGGAAUCACAGCCUGUGAAUUGGCCAGCGGGCAGGUUCCUUUCCAGGACAUGCACAGGACACAGAUGCUGUUACAGAAACUGAAAGGUCCACCUUAUAGUCCACUGGAUGUCAGUAUUUUCCCUCAGUCAGAAUCUAGAAUGAAAAAUUCCCGGUCAGGUGGAGACUCGGGGAUUGGAGAAAGUGUUCUUGUCUCUGGGGGUACUCGCACAGUAAACAGUGACCGAUCACAAACACCAGCCUCAAGAACUUUCUCUCCUGCCUUCUUUAACAUGGUGCAGCUCUGUUUGCAACAAGAUCCUGAAAAAAGGCCAUCAGCAAGCAGUUUAUUGUCCCAUGUUUUCUUCAAACAGAUGAAGGAUGAAAGCCUGGACUCGCUCCUUUCACUGUUGCCUCCUACUCAUCAGCAGCCGUCAGGAACUCGGCCACCAGUCGCACCUUGGACAGAGCUGGAAUAUGAUUUUCCCGAGGAGAAAGACUCAGACUGGGAAUUCUAGGGUGGCAAAACCCUUUGAUGUCCUAUAUACUUGACACAUUUUUUUCCUGCUGUUUUUUUCCUUCUGUUUUGCUAGGAAUAAAAACUUGAAUUAUACUUGAAAAUACAGUCGGUGCACUGGAGAUUCUGCCAUUUAAAACCACUCUGUUCGACUGAGCAGAAGUGCCUUGGCCUUCUGUUAGCUCAGCAGAUGAGUACACCACCAGAGAAUCUUUAGAACUCUUCACCGAUGUCCAUUUAGUGCCAUUUGUUUGCCAUUUUUAUUUUCCUGAAGCUGUGACUAACUCCUCUUCUUGAUGUUCUCACAUAAUUUUUGAGCCAGUGAAAAUUUUAAUUGUUUAUCUACCCUUCAGGGAUCGAGAUUGGAGAGGUCCUGCCAACUAUGUUCUAACUUCCAGAUUCUAUAGCAUUUUUGAUCAGCUACUGUUAGACCAACAAGCUAGAUUAUCCUGGCAUUCUUUUUUGGUAGGAGGAAAAUGUUUCUAUUUCCACACAUUUUUCUGUAAUAUUAAUGGUAAUACCAGACAAACUGAGCCUCAGUUACAUUAAAUGAUUCACUUAAGAUCUACAGAGAAGUUAAUUGUUUUUGUUCUUUUAAGGGGCUAAAUUAACACUUUUCUAUUAAUGUAAAUUAUCGAUACUAAAUUCAUGCACCCCAUGGGAGCUCAAUAAAGAUUUAUUGAAUUCA